GUCUGAGAUAUUGAAAUGUGGCAGUAUGCUAAAAGCAAACCAUUAAGAUGGUCUGUCCCAAUACUAAGAUAAUACUUUAAAGGAAACACAGCUGUUACGUUUAAAUACGUGUGCGAGUGAUGUCUGAUGAAUCCAAGGACAAAAGGGUAGAUCCUUCAGAACCAGCACAGAAGGAGCAUCAUGAGACAGCCUUAUAUCAGGACAUCAAACCCACUCAGUGGCCCAUCAUCUACUCCCCAGAGUAUAACAUUGGAUUUCUAGGACUGGAAAAACUCCAUCCCUUUGAUGCAGGAAAAUGGGGGAAGGUGUAUGGCUUCUUGAAAGAUGCUGAAAUGAUCCGGGAUGAUACAACAAUACGAGCCACGGAAGCCACAGAAAAGGACUUAUUGGUGGUUCACACCAAAGGUUACAUCAACAACUUAAAACUUUCAUCCAUUAUUGAGGGAGCGGAUGAGUGGAGCAUAAAUGUGGCCGCAAUAACGGAAGUCCCUCCUGUGGCUCUCCUCCCCAACUUUAUCGUCCAGAGGAAAGUCCUCCGCCCAUUCCGGUAUCAGACGGGGGGUACAAUUCUGGCAGGAAAACUUGCCAAGGAGAGAGGAUGGGCAAUCAACAUUGGGGGAGGAUUCCACCACUGCUCGGCGGACCGUGGAGGGGGAUUUUGUGCCUACGCUGACAUUACCUUGUCCAUCAGAUUCAUGUUUGACCGACUGGAGGGGAUAGCUAAGAUACUAAUUAUAGACCUAGAUGCUCAUCAGGGAAACGGUCAUGAGAGGGAUUUCAUGAACGAUGAACGGGUUUACAUAAUGGAUGUAUACAAUAGAGGAAUCUACCCUCAUGAUGGCUAUGCAAAAAGAGCUAUUAAAAGGAAGGUGGAACUUGCUCACUUCACUGAUGAUAAAACCUACCUAACCCUUGUGGACAGACACACUAAUGAGGCCUUGGAGGAGUUCCAGCCCGAUGCUGUCGUGUAUAAUGCUGGGACUGAUAUACUGGAGGGAGACCCCCUAGGGAACCUCUCAAUAUCUGCCCAGGGAAUUAUUGAAAGGGACAAACUUGUGUUCAGCCAUGUGCGAAGUAGAAAUAUUCCCAUUCUCAUGGUGACCAGUGGUGGCUAUCAACGAAGUACAGCACGGAUCAUCGCAGACUCAAUCCUCAAUCUCAAACAGCUUGGACUAAUUGGCUGCAAGGAGGCAGAAAAUGCUCCUAAACCCCGGAUCCGGAUUCCUAGGAGUCAAAGUGAAGGAUUCCUGGCCAGAAUAAAAAGGAACUGUCAAUCACAACCAGAGGCCAAUCCAAACGAAGCAAAUCUGGGGGGAGGCUCCUCAUUGGCAGAAAGUUGAUGGAAGGAUUUGGACCUAAUAACACACUGUGAUAUUUAUUUCUGUUGAUCUCUUGAGUUUUAUUCUUUGUUUUACUUAUUAUUUACUCCUAGGCAAUUCACAGCCUUUACAUGUACAGAUAUCUCUUUUCCAGAAAUUGCUAUAUUUUAUGUAAAAAAGUGAAUUUUUUAUAUGAUGUGAAUUGUAAACUGCAUAAAUGAUUCAUGCCUCUGUGAAUUUACCCAAAGCCUAUGUAUAUUUUUUUUAAACCUAAACCAUUCCACACCAAUGCUGAAUAUCUCGUACAAUGCUUUUUACUCAUGCACUUGAAAUGUUGAUGUUGACAGAUGUAUUGUGCAAUAUUAAGUUUCUAUGCUUAUAUAGAUUGUAUGUUAACUAAUUAAAGAAUUUUAUUACCAAGAUGAGUCAUACUGAUCAAAUGAAACUGUCUGUUUGUCAGCCAAUUUGAUCACUGGUUUUAUUCCAUUUACAUGUAAUAGUAUACUUGUACAUGGAAUAAAACCAUGUAAUAAUAUAUUUAUGUAAAAAUGUUAUUUAUUGAAGCAAAUUUACUCUAAAUGUUUUAUACAAGCAAUGUAUAAAUAAAUUGAUAUCUCGAUGGAUAUCUAGCAUAAACAAGUGUGUAGAACGGGAAUGUCAUGGUCCAGUAUUAAACUAAUGUUGUCCUAAUGGGACAGAUACAUGUACCCCCACCAAAACAUUAAAGCCACUUCUAUGUACCUAAUGUAUCUACAGUAUGAAUAAGAAAUGUUCAAAUUAGUACCGGUAGAUGGAAUUGCGUCUGCCUUUAGUGUAACAUUUCAUGCAUGUAAUAUUGAUCAAGUCUGAAGUUAAAUACAAAGUGUACUUACUAGGCUUUCUAUAAUAAACUGUUUUGUCACAGACUAUGACUUUAUAUACUUUUGUGAUUAAAACAAUAUAUAAGGUCAAGUGACUGUGUGCUUUCUAUACACAAGUCUCUAUAAUAAUGGAUUAUACCAUAUAUAACAUAGUAUUAAAAAGUUAAAAUGAAUUCACUUUAAGUGUUUUUAUUAAUUUAUAUAUAUACAUGUGUAUAUUGUUUUUCCUUAGUAUGUUUGAUAAAUAAGCGACAACUGUU
Saccostrea echinata is the source of this 2439-nucleotide messenger RNA. Its product is annotated as histone deacetylase 11-like. The record is from RefSeq and is a predicted model, not a curated record. Bases 120 to 1340 code for a protein of 406 amino acids. The transcript has 12 exons. Lineage: Eukaryota; Metazoa; Mollusca; Bivalvia; Ostreida; Ostreidae. Gene Ontology annotation, molecular function: histone deacetylase activity.